UCACGCAGUAUGGUGGCUGGGGGCUGGAGGGCCUGAGGCGCUGGCCGAGUCGUGAAUCCGUGUCCAUCUUGCUCGGGAGCUGCGACGACGGUCUUGACUGUCUCGCUAGUAUCGAGCGGCGAGACCAAAGCCGCGAUGGCAUCCGAAACUGCAGGACUGUGAGGUAUCAGAACGAGAGCCAGCAGGCCGGGCAGAGCAACAGAACCGCGUCGCGGACGAGCCGAGCUGCCGCCAUGGAGCUGAGGGUUGGGAACCGGUACCGGCUGGGCCGGAAGAUCGGGAGCGGCUCCUUCGGGGAUAUCUAUCUGGGAACUGAUAUUGCUGCUGGAGAGGAGGUUGCAAUAAAGUUGGAAUGUGUGAAAACCAAACAUCCUCAGCUCCACAUCGAGAGUAAAAUCUACAAAAUGAUGCAGGGUGGAGUGGGUAUUCCCACAAUUAAGUGGUGUGGAGCUGAAGGGGACUACAACGUUAUGGUGAUGGAGUUGUUGGGACCAAGUCUUGAAGAUCUCUUCAAUUUUUGUUCAAGGAAAUUUAGUCUCAAGACAGUCCUAUUACUUGCUGACCAAAUGAUUAGUCGAAUUGAAUAUAUUCACUCUAAGAACUUCAUCCACCGAGAUGUGAAGCCAGAUAACUUCUUAAUGGGCCUGGGGAAGAAAGGCAAUCUUGUCUACAUAAUAGACUUUGGACUAGCAAAGAAGUAUCGAGAUGCUCGAACUCACCAACAUAUUCCAUAUCGUGAAAAUAAAAACUUAACGGGAACUGCCCGUUAUGCAUCCAUCAACACUCAUCUUGGAAUUGAGCAAUCUCGCAGAGAUGACUUGGAGUCCUUGGGCUAUGUACUGAUGUAUUUUAACCUGGGCUCCCUCCCCUGGCAGGGACUGAAAGCAGCAACAAAGAGGCAGAAAUACGAACGUAUCAGUGAAAAGAAAAUGUCUACACCCAUUGAGGUUUUGUGUAAAGGAUAUCCUUCUGAAUUUGCCACAUACUUGAAUUUCUGCCGUUCUUUGCGUUUUGAUGACAAGCCCGACUAUUCCUAUCUAAGGCAACUAUUCAGAAACCUUUUUCAUCGGCAAGGAUUCUCCUAUGACUAUGUAUUUGACUGGAACAUGCUGAAAUUUGGUGCAAGCAGAGCAGCUGAAGAUGCUGAACGUGAAAGGCGGGAACGAGAGGAAAGAUUAAGACAUACACGAAAUCCAGCUGUACGUGGAUUACCCUCCACUGCUUCUGGCAGGCUAAGAGGAACGCAAGAUGUAGCUCCUCCUACUCCCCUUACCCCAACUUCACACGCUGCCAACACCUCUCCUCGGCCAGUAUCCGGUAUGGAACGAGAAAGGAAAGUGAGUAUGAGAUUGCAUCGUGGUGCCCCAGUCAAUAUCUCCUCAUCUGAUUUAACAGGCCGACAAGAUACCUCUCGCAUGUCAACUUCGCAGAAUAGCAUUCCUUUCGAACACCAUGGCAAGUAGCUGCUCGUCUCCUUUCGUUGGAAGGCAGCACUGGAUUCCUGCUCGGGUUACUACCAGUGUUCUCCAGUCUGCUGUGCACCGGUGAAAAUUAUUUUGCCAUGGAGGGCAGAUAAUGCAUGGCUGAUCUCCCAUGUUGCCAAUGGCUUUACUAGCAAAUAUACCCUAAACUAGAGUGGAAAUUGGAGUUCUCCAUGUGACCUAAAAAGCUCUUGGAGGAACAUGCAGAGACUCCAGCAGCUGCCAUUACAGGACGCUUUUGCCAGAAACCCAGUGACCUUAAGAGAACCCUGUGGUAACAGGGCUGGAAAAGAAAGAUGGUUUACAGAGUUCACCGCCUGUUACUGGAUGGCCAUUUCAGUUUUCCCUCCACAGGCGGCAGACUUUACUCCCUUUUUAUUAUUCUACUGUAACUAUAAAUCUUUUACUUGGUUUAAGAAAGUUUUUUGUAUCAUUUUGCUAAAAUUAUUGGCUUACUUCUCUGUAAAGAACUCUUGCUUUUGUCUGAUUUAAAAAUGUAGAGUAUAAACAAACCUGAACUAAAGAUAAUGACUUGAAAAUUCUUGUUUAAAAGAUUCGUCUGCCAGGGAACGUGUAAAUGAAUUAAAACCAUCUGCUGUUAUUUAAAUUGUUUGCUUUCAUGUAUGGUCCCAUUCUGAGUCGGUUUUCUCAUGAAGUUUUUAAAACUGUUAGAAGUUUAUUUUACUGGUUGCUGUCUUCAUUCACACUGGACAUUUAACUUUCUGUGUAGCACAAAUGAAUUUUUUAAUACUUAUUGUGUUUCAUAGAAGAGGAUAACUAAAUACCCUGCAGGAGAGUCUUAAGUAUAGUAGAGAUUGUAAUGAUGAGUUUCUUUUUUGUAAAGAACAUUAAGAACAAAGUGAAAGACUGACAUUUGAGGGAUUUAGAAUUAGAAAGCUUGUUCUGUCUCUCUGCUUAUUUUGGGUGAAUGGAUACUUUCAAACGUUUUUACUCAGAAAAUUUUGUUUCUUCUUCACUGAGGCUGGUUAGCUUGGAGGCUGUUACAAGUGCAAAAUAGACAUUGCUGCUGAAUCUAAAGUGAAUUUGCAUGUUUCAUUCAGUAUCCACAUGUUAAUAAAUAAAUACAUUGAUUUAGGCCUUCUGUUACAUGCCAAGACUCAAAAAAAGAAUUAUUAUACAAAAAAAAAACCCAACUAAAUAACACCCCCACAAACAUAGUAACCUAUUCUUGCCAUAAAAUCUUGAGAAUUUUUACAAUUCAGAUGCAUAUCAUACUUAAUUCUUAAGUAUAUUUAACCUGAGAAUGCCCAGAGUAAUUACUUAGGCAUGAAUGACUCAACAUGCUCAGGUUGUUGCAGGUGUUGUUGGCUCCUGUUGGUUAUGAAAUACGGGAAAUUCUUUAUACUGUCUGUUACUGUAAAUGGUCUCGUAAAAGUACGUGUUCUAUCCUUACGGUACUUGGAACAGUACCAGAACUCUUAUGACUGAAAUUAUGGGAAGUUCUGUGCUGGAAAGUAUGUGCAGAGAUUUUGUUUGAACAGUUAGGUAUUUUGAGAAAUGGAGACAAUUUUUAAAGGUAUAUUUGUCUUCAGAUUUUUAUGGAGAGUAGUUUUUAUUUUUUGGAUGUUUACAAAUUCCUUUUUGCCCCUCUCCAAAGUCCACAUACCAAGUAUUAUCAUUAUUCUUUGGAUGCUUUCAUAACAUUAGCUAUUUGCUUGUGUGUACUCUGGAUCAGACUGGGGAAAUGUGUGUUUGGGGAGAGUAUAGUGGAAAAGCUCGAGAAUUUGAUCAAUUGGUAAGUUUGCAUAAGAGAAUUAUUUCCUCAGUUACUAUAAACUUUGGUAUUUUAGGCAUGUGCACUACCAUUUGAGCAGUUUUACACCUCACUGUGCUUUCCUUGUAAAUAUCUGUGGUUAAUAGUGUAAUGUUUGAGGGACUUAAAAAAGCAGCCUUUUUAUUUCCUAUGUAUCUGGACCAUUAGAUUGCUGUACUAUACUUAAAAGUUGACUGCAGACUUCUAGAAUUGUACUCACUUGUGGGCAGUUUUUGUCCUCAUGAUAGUUAAAUUCCAUCAUGCAGAAAAUAGUUAGACUGUCUAUAUAAACCUGUGUAUAAACCAGUAUCUCAAAGCACUUCAUUUGUACUACCACUGUAUUUGUGUACUUUAACAGUUGUGUAAAUACAUUCAUAAUAACUUCUGUUCUUCUUGGUGUAACUUACUGACUUGCUAUGAAUCCUUACCAUUUACCUGAUGCAACUCUUUUCUUUUUUCUCUUUUCUUCUAUUUUUUUUCUUUUCUCUCUUCUUUUUUCUUUUUUUCCAAGGGAUUUCUGUACCUACAAAGAAUAUUGUCAGUUGCAAACAUUUGAAGUUACUGUCUUGGUAGCAAAACUUUCAGUGAAAGAGUUUGGUAGUUACGAUCCUGGGGUAUACAGGAAGAAAGAGAAAGCAUUAAUUGCUUUGCUCACAGAAAGCAUGCCUUUUUGCCAGUUUAAAGGUAAAUGUUUUUGUUUGGAUACUUCUUUUUUUUUUUUUCCCAGAAGGUUUUCAUUUUGUAUAAAUGUUUUUGCUUAUCAAGUAAUGCAUGGUAUUGAUAAGAAAGUAUAGUAGGAGACUUGACAUUAGAUCAGUUAUGGGAGCUAAGAUAAAAGCAAGAAGAACAGUGAGCUUUACUCACAGUGGUGCCCUGUAUAAUAAAAUUCCAGAUUUUCCUAUGUGAUUCUCAAAAGUCUAUUAUAAUCUGAGGGUAGACACACCUUCAGGAGCCCACCAUGUUUUCUUAUUAGGAGACCUUUGAAAGUUGGAAGGAUGUUUUAAUUUCUUCUCCUGGUUUUCAUUAAAAAUUGUGUAUAUGCUUUUAUAUGGAAAAUACCACCUGUGCUGCUGUUUUACAUAAUCUUGAGUGGUUACAGAGUCCUUGAGUUUUUGUGGUACAAGUAGUUUAAAAAAAAGAAAAAAAAAAAGAAAAUAAAUCCUCUGCUUUAAGAGAGAUAUUAAGAGAAAACAUUUGAGUCCAUAUAUUCCAAGUUAACUUCAUGAAAAUAUUCAAAAUACUUCUUGGAGGAAGGCAUGUUGAUGAAGUCAUCAUUUCCAGUAGGAAAGAAUAUCAUAAGCACAACUACUUGUCUUUGUUUCCUCGUGUCCCAGACCCUUCAGUACAGCAUUGGCUAGAGCAGCAUACAUUGCUGAUUUCAAGAAUAUUUAGUUUCUCUUUUAAAAUAAUUAAAUAAAAACGUGUUUAUUUUGUUCUUUAA
Molecule: messenger RNA, 4696 nt
Organism: Motacilla alba alba
Lineage: Eukaryota; Metazoa; Chordata; Aves; Passeriformes; Motacillidae
Gene: CSNK1D
Product: casein kinase 1 delta
Exons: 10
Coding region: 234-1463 (409 amino acids)
Biological process (GO): positive regulation of canonical Wnt signaling pathway; regulation of circadian rhythm; non-motile cilium assembly
Cellular component (GO): cytoplasm; spindle microtubule; nucleus
Molecular function (GO): protein serine/threonine kinase activity; ATP binding
Source: RefSeq, a predicted model, not a curated record